AUGCUUUAUAGCUACAAGCAUGCCUUCUCUGGAUUUUCAGCAAGGCUCAGUUCAACUCAAGCUGCCUCCUUAGCCAAGAUCGAAGGAGUGAUUUCGGUACUCGAGAGUCGGUCACUGGAGUUGCACACAACAAGAAGCUGGGAUUUUUUAGGGCUCCCUUUAGAAAACAUUAACAAAAAUGAAGGGACUCCAUUGCAGCUUGCCUAUGGCAGUGACACAAUCAUUGCGGUGUUAGAUUCAGGGGUGUGGCCAGAAUCUGAAAGCUUCAAGGAAGAGCCAUUCAUGGGGCCUAUUCCUCCAUGCUGGAAAGGAAAAUGUGUCAAGGGAGAAAACUUUGAUCCGGCAAAGGCCUGCAACCGGAAAUUGAUUGGAGCAAGAUACUACGUUAAGGGUUUUGAAGAAGCAUAUGGCCCAUUGAACAUGAGUAGCAACAAAGAGUAUCGUUCUGCGCGCGACUUCAUAGGCCAUGGCACACACACAGCUUCAACAGCAGUUGGAUCCAGGGUCAGAAAUGCAAAUUAUAUUGGUAUAGGGCAAGGCACAGCAAGAGGAGGAGCACCUAGGGCUAGAUUAGCUGUGUAUAAAGUUUGUUGGAGCAAGGAUCUUGAUGGGAAGUGCAAUGAGGCUGAUAUUCUUGCAGCUUUUGAUGAUGCUUUGUGCGACGGAGUUCAUGUUAUCUCAGCCUCGUUCGGUGAAUCACCACCUUUGCGUCCAUUCUUUGCAUCAAAUGCUGGUAUUGGAUCUUUCCAUGCAAUGCAACUUGGUGUCACUGUGGUGUUUUCAGCUGGCAACGAUGGGCCGCAGCCUUCUUUAGUUGGAAAUGUUGCUCCAUGGAGUAUUUCUGUGGCUGCUUCCUCCAUUGAUAGAGCUUUUCCUACUGAAAUAAUAGUCAAUGGUGACUUCUCUAUCAUGGGAGAAGGAUUAAUCAGCACAGAGAUUAAUGCAAAAUUGGCUGAUGCAACCAAUUACUUUGAUGAUGGGGUUUGCAGCAGGGAGAAUUGGAAUAAAAUAGUAGCCAAAAGGCCAAGGGUAGUGUUAUGCUUCUCCACAGUAGGACCAGUGGAUAUUGGAGAGGCAGAACAAGCAGUAAUGAAGGCCAAUGCAUCUGGGUUGAUCUUUGCUGAGCCUGGGGCAAGCCAAAUGGCUGAUGUGGAUAUCAUCCCUACUGUUCGUUUAGAUAUGGUUCAAGCCACUAAACUCAAGGAUUACUUUGCUCAGUUCGAAAACCUUCCUCCAGUGCAGAUAAAACCAAGUCAAACAAGUAUAGGAAAAGUGGCAGCACCAACAGUUGCAUAUUUCUCUUCUAGAGGACCAAGUUCCAUUUCACCUGAUAUACUAAAGGUCACAAUCACUUGGACAAUGGGGUAA
This is a messenger RNA of Pistacia vera, 1368 nucleotides long. Its product is annotated as subtilisin-like protease SBT3.18. Gene Ontology annotation, biological process: proteolysis. Gene Ontology annotation, molecular function: serine-type endopeptidase activity. The record is from RefSeq and is a predicted model, not a curated record. Bases 1 to 1368 code for a protein of 455 amino acids. The transcript has 7 exons. Lineage: Eukaryota; Viridiplantae; Streptophyta; Magnoliopsida; Sapindales; Anacardiaceae.